This is a messenger RNA of Leptomonas pyrrhocoris, 1629 nucleotides long. RefSeq lists its product as hypothetical. The transcript has a single exon. The record is from RefSeq and is a predicted model, not a curated record. Lineage: Eukaryota; Euglenozoa; Kinetoplastea; Trypanosomatida; Trypanosomatidae. The coding region runs from base 175 to 1629 and encodes 484 amino acids.
AGUUGGCCUUUUUGCAGACAGCAUUUUCAUCUGCUAUGCCGCACUGCCAAGUAUAUACAUUGUGCAACUCGCGUCUUGAUCCCUCGGCGAAGCUUCAUUUGCGCAGGUGUACUUUCUGUCGCGACGAGCCUUUCUCGUUGGAGUGACGCGGCCGUUCGCAUCAAAGACAAAGCUAUGUCUGAAAACAGUGCGACACACCCCGCUGGUGUGCCCGGCUUGCGGGAGCUGCAAGUGAAGUACGAAGCUGUCCUGGCCGAGAACGAGCAACUUUACCACGACCUGCGAACGGAACAGGCGCAGCGCGAGAGGUACGCAGCAGCGUAUCGACGCGUACAGGACGAUGCUCAAAGGGACCAGGAUAUUCUCCGACGGCUCUAUGCGCAAAUAGAGCCCACGGUCAACACAAAUCGGGAGCCUAACGCGCACGAGGGCGGCGUAUUCUUCGGUGAAGGUGCCUGGAACACGUUGCGAUUGAACAGUAAUAGCAACGCGGUGGCUUCGCACGGCAGUGACCGCAUUGAUAGCCUGGAGCGCGACUGUGCCUAUUUACGAGGGAAAGUUGAGAGCCUCCACUUGGCUCUGCGGCGCUACGAAGAGGGCGAAGACGCCAAGGACCCGCACGCGCUUCCCACCUCGGUGCCUUCCCCCUCCCUUCCCGCCAUCUCUGAGCUCGAUAAAAGAGGCGCACCGUCCACUCCCUCUUUGAAUGCGGAAGAUGCACUCGCGACAGAGCGGUCGGGCCGUUGUCGGGCUGAGGAGCAGCUCGCGCGGUGCCGUGAUACACUGCAACGCCUGCGCGACGAUGCCACACAAAAGGAGUUCUUCUUUCAUCAGCAGCUGACCGCACUGCAGGAACAAAACGCCGCUUUGCUGGACGACUUGGAUAUGUGGGUCACAGGAAAGCAGCGGACGUAUCUAGAGAGCACCUUUCCGUCCAAGCUCGUUGAGCCAGCAAGACAGGACACAUCGCCUUCUUCCCCACCGGUCCCUGCCGGGCCAUUCGUCAACAUCUCCGAGAGUGCAAUGCCAAAAACUUCGCGUGCAGAGGAGGCAUUGCAACUGCGACAAAUGCAGCAGUACCUGAAAGACCAGGAAGAGGUGCUGGCACUGAAGGACAAGAGCAUCGAGCAGCUAGAAAUGCGUGUGCGGGAGCUUGAAAAGCGGCUGGCAAACGCAGAAGUGCCUCCGGGGCGACUCCCAACUCCUUCGGCAUCUCCCCUUUCGGCCACUAUUCCAGUGAACAAUCUCCUGCAACUGCGACGCGAAGCUGCCGCGGUAGAGGCUGCCGUGGAGCGCUUUGCUAUCAUGCACCUACCGGAAACCUAUGUCCUCUCUCCGUCAACGCUGCACAUGCCUCACAACGACAGCACCCCCGCGGACACGUCAGCAGAGGUCAUCGUGAGCGACCUUCACAGCACUUUACGCUAUGUGCGGGAGGCACUGUCGCACGAAUCGCACUUCUCUGCGUCGCCGAUGUAUCCACACCGCGAAGAGGAGUCAGAGCCUCGUACGCACCCCAUCACAGUGGUCCAACCGGCAACGGCGUCCAGCCCGUACCACAGCGGGGAAACUCUAGCCGAGGCGGCGCAGCAGUUGGCUUACCUGAUGCGGCGUCAUGUCCAGUCGUGA